Messenger RNA from Porites evermanni, 7208 nucleotides. NCBI's taxonomy places the organism in Eukaryota, Metazoa, Cnidaria, Anthozoa, Scleractinia, Poritidae. The record is from the annotation of a GenBank genome assembly.
AAACAAGGGAAGAUCCUCUUAGGGAAAAAGCAAUUUAGGCAGUUGCUAUGGAAACACACAACUAAUUAAGGAAGCAUAGUAAAAGCCCUUUGAAUUUUCGUUACAAGACCAAGCGCCUCAGGGUUUUCCGUGGGUUUAAAAUCCGGACACAAGAGAUACCUGCUGACAAAUUGAAACAGAAAUCGCGUCGUAAGCUCUGGGUCCAGCGCAUGUGAAGUUUUCAACUACGUUACGUAAUCCGGGAAGGAUAGAACAAGGAUAGACGUCCUAUUUGCUACACAAUUAGCACAUUGAAGGCAGCGGGCGAGGACUCAACUUGCCAAAAGUAGUAAUACGUCGCUAUUUUCUCGCGUUUUAAUAAUUCUAUGAUCUCGUCCCUACUGGCCGCGUCGCGAUGACCGUGGAAAUAUCACAACUGACCAGCGAGGAGUUUCGAAUCAUGCGAACAGCGUUUGAUAUUUUUGACAAAAAUAACAACAACGAGAUCGACCAAGACGAGUUCGGCAGCUUAAUUCGCGCCAUCGGUUUUAAUCCCAGUAAUCGGGAAAUUGAGGAAACCCUUAAAAAAUUUGACAAAAAUGGCGAUGGGGUAAUCGAUUUUCAAGAGUUCAUCUCCAUGGCCAAGCAUUUUGAAGGAUGUGGCAGAGAUGACAUGGAACAGACAUUACGGCAGGCCUUUAGGUAAGUUUGCCCUUACAGAGUCAACUCCAUAAAGAACGAAAAAUAUUCUUAUUUUACUUGAUUAUAAAGCGAAGUCCAAGUUAGUUGACCUAAAAUUUAUUUUUACUCCCUCGUAAGAAAAGUAAUAAGACUACUAGCUGUGAUGAAUAUUUUUUCAUCUAAGUAGACAUUGUGGCUCAGAUUUUGGAAAGCUUUUUUAUUUUAUUUAUUCUGAGUGCCGGGGGUGGAAAUGCGUCAAUUUUGCUUAAUGCCAUAUUGACUUUGUAACAACCGAGGUUUGAAUACAUCACGUAUAAGAAGACAAUAGAAUAUUCUUAGGCAACUGAAAGUUAAGCAAUUUCAGCGAGAUGGAAUUUCGAAGUUAAACUUUAUUAAGCUUCUUUUUGGAUUUCAAACUAACGCCGGCUUAGGGUAAAAAUCUGCUUUCGACCAAACUGUAUUUUUGGUUAUGUUGCCUUGAUUUCAAAUUUAUUCAUACGUUAUUGAUAAGAAGGACGCCCAAGUAAUUUGGAGGAGGCAGACUGGCUGUGUUCGUAAUAUGAAAAGAAAUCUGUCACUGAAAGCAAUACGUGUUAAAAGCAAUUUUAAGGUUGGCGUUUUAAAUACUGAAUCUAUGUGGACAUUUGUAUGUUAAUGAGUAAUUUGAUGGGUAGCGUAUAAGAGUGUCCAAUUUUAUAGACGCGACGGUUUAGUGGGAAGGAACACUGAGCUAUUGAAAAAUUCAGUAAAACGAUGACAAAAACUAUACUUGAGUACAAUACAUUAUUAAUUUUAUCUAUUUUUUCUCCUUGUUCCUCGAUUAUCAAAUGUCGUGGUCAAUUGAAAUACUUUGCCUAAAAUUCAGAAAAUAUGGAGAGCACUCGCUUGAUUAAUUCUUCUUAUAAAUUUGGCAGCAGCUCACCUCAAUCGUUUCACCUGCUUUGUCUAAUUUCACAUGGUCUGUUUCUCUACAAACAUAUUACUACAAACUUCAAUAUCUCAAUACUUCAUGUUUUUGCUAUAACAGAUCGUCCGAUUCGAGUUAGAUUUUAAUUUUUUUUUUUCAUUGCCGACCCGGCUCGCACCUGCAGGUGUUUAUUUCUUAACACGCCAUAUUAUUUGAUAUCACGCUUUCUUACAUCCUGCCCUAUUUUAUCGCGUAUUUCGCCUACCGGCAAAACCAUCAAAAUAAGUAAGAAUAAUUAUGAAUAAAACCAACUUUACUUUCAAUAUCCGCCACCCGGUAGAAAUGUGUUAAACGCUCUUUAAAAAGAAAUACUAAACUUCUCACAAACGCGAGUUUCUUCAUUGAAACGCGAAGCACAGCCGAAUGUUUUCGCAGCUGUUUUUGAAGUUUUUCAACACGUCAACCGGGGAUUUGUUCUUUUACAUCAGUAAGAAUAUUACUUAAUAUUUCAUAAAAAGAAGACUCACAUAAAUUUUGCCACACCGAGUUUUCAUGUCAGUAACAGCAUAGUAAAAUUUAUGCGCCAUGCCUUAAAUAUAACAGAAGUUGUAAAUUAAUAGAUAUUAUAUUGGGAAACAAUUUUGCGGUUACCAAUGAAUAAACACCUUCACUGAAACAAUACAACACGUUGAUGCAAAAAUCAUUUAACAUUAAAAAGAGGAUAAAAAACUAACUUCGAGCAAGGCAGUUAAAAAACUUUGACAUUCCUACAAAAUUUGGGGGCGAUUGUUUUCAGAUAAAAAUGUAUGCAAUCUCCAAGGCCACUAGGGCGUGUCUUCUCGUUCUCUCGUACAAAAACCUAGGGGAAGCUGUUACUAGUUUUGGAGGCAACACUAAUACUCCUUAAGGUGGCUGAACACAGUUUUGGCACUUUGUGAGGAUAUAUCAUUUGGCAAAUCAUGGCAAGAGAAAGGUUGCAGCUCACAAGCUGAAACUUGUCAAGUGAAAAAUAUACUGAUGAAAGAUUUUGAUUGACAGGUAAAAUUUGACGUUUUCGAAGGCUCCAUGGCAACGAUUGAAAACAACCUCAAAAUUUCACUUUUGCUCCGUUUACAUAAAAUGUGCUCAUUAGAUAUUCCUAUAACCUUGCACACAGCUUACUAUAAUAAAUCAUUCCCAUUUGAAACUUAUUUGACCAAAUUUUAACAGACGGGUUUUAGAUAAUCAAUCAUAUAAUUGUACUGUAAUUAAUAAAUGUGUCUCAAAAUUCGUCUGUUCAACUUCCAUUUUAAAGUUCUCAUUAUUUAAAGUACGAUAAAAGUAAUAAUUCUACCAAAUAUCACAAAAUUUUAAUAAGUAGAUUUUGAGAAAUUGUCUGCUUUGUACCAUUGCUUUUUUCGCGAUCAUUUUUGUUUGUCUAAUUUAAAACACCAGCCAGUAAGCGAGUUACCGCUCACCGCCCGCAAAACUGUGUUUAGCCACCUUAAAUCGGAUAGAUGUAUGUUUUCGGUACCGAGUGGUGUCACACAGGGAGGCAUCGGAAGUCCCUUUUCACGAUUCCCAUCACGCCGGUCUCAACCACUCUCUAAGGUGAUAACAACGGCUUUCUGUGUUUUCGACGAUUUCUACUUGGUGAUAGAUCAAUACUACACUUUGUUUAGUUGCUGCUAUCGUUAUGGCAUCCUUUUUUAAGUAUUAAUGAACGCGCAAGCGUAAAUUGAUCAAACCUUUUUAUUUCUAAGGCUUACUUUCCGGUUAAUAAAAUUAACUGUAUGUAAAAAGUGAAAGAGAGAAAUAGCGAAAAAUUACCACUUCGAAUCAAAUCUUUAGGUUUAGAAGAAAAUAUUCUCGAACCUGAGAAUGUAUCGAUCAAAGCUGUGUAAAUUGACCUGAAUCAGUGCAUGAAACCUUGCGUUUCACGUUUUUAUCUCACCUACUGUAUGGAAUAUUUGUGAAAAUCUUCAAUAAGAAAUAAGAAUCGCUAUAUUUCAAAGACUGCUACACAACGGCCAAGAAUACUAAUGAUCGACAACGUACAGAGCGAGGGCAGCUGUAGUGUCAACUAUUACAAGUUAUAUCUCUGUUAACUCUUAACGAGUUCAGUGACCACCAUUUUUCAUUGUCGAGUUCUAAUAACCAUGGAAUAAUAUAUAAUUAUUUUGUCAAAUGUAAAAACGAGGCAGCUGGUUCAGAGCCACCUUAAAUUUUCAAAAAUCAGUUCCUAUGAAGUAUAGGCCACCAAGGUAACAAAAUCAGUGUGCGGGAAUAGGGUUCACCGACGUUUAAACAGAUUUUGGCUGUAGUUUUCAGACCACUGAUUAACCUACUGUAAGUUUGCCAGGGGUAACAGCAUGUGGCGCGGCUUAAUGGAGGUUGCCGCUCAAUAGAGGUUCAUCAGAAUUAGCAUAAUAUGUAGCAAAAUUAUUACGGCCCUUUAUUCUGAAGCAAACACCUUUAAGGGCUUUAGACAACUUUAACAGAAGAGACAGCUCCUAUUUUACUGAGCAAAAGUAUAGUAACGGUUUCAAAAAAGCAAAUUCUCCUGUCAAAUUGCAUUGUUGUGUUGAUAAAGUUCUCCCAACUUAACACGCACGUGCAAAAUCAUUAACUGUGGCGCCAAAAAGCGUCAAUGGAUGUAUAUAAACUGAAACGUUAGAUUAAACGUCCAAAAUCCAUUAUCAGUUGCAUUUUCAAAAGGGAGACCGCAGCCGUCAGAUAGAGCAACCGGUUUAUAGAGGUGUAAUUUACAGAGUAUUCUAUUCCAUUAUUAUUGAUUUCAAAGACAAUACGUGGGUACAAAAUAAAGCAUUAAAACUUUGGUGCGAUGAUACGCUGAAUAGUUCCUUACAUAAUAUGAUACGCUAUUAUUUUAAAAGGGACCCCAUGGAAUUAACAGUCAGCAACACUCGCUCUAGACAUUACAGGGCCCUAGAACUUGCUUUUGUCUGAAAAUAUUUCGGAAUUCUGUUAGGGAAGGGCCAAGACAACCAGUUGAACCUCCAAAACACAACAGUCAAUAUUAAUUUAUACAGAAAUUGAUAUUUACCAGAUUUACUCUAACCCUUGGACUAAAUUUCCACUUAAUAAAAGGUCAACCGUCAAAGCUACAACCUCAUUAAGACCCUCCCGUCUUGUACGUAUCGAAGGGUUAGUUACCAACAACAUAACAAGUUGUACAUGAUCGACAACAUAGAAAGCGAGUGAACUGAAAUUGGCUACUCAACUGGCUGUCGUCAGCUUAGAAAGAAAAAGAGCAAUGGAUGGAUGAUUUGGCUGGAAAAAAGAAGUAACCUUUUUGUUCAAACAAUUAGUUAGAUGGUCACGACGUACAAGCCAACUAAAUUUAACCAAGGAGAAGCUUUUAUUUGUUUGUAAAAGCGGGCGAGACAUUACAGUAAUUUUCGAUUUAAAUUAGGUAACUUAGCUUCCCUUUAAAGGGGGACAUACAAGCGCUCCAGCUACCGUAAACUGUCAUUUCAUGGGGUCAUACAUAAACUACUAACCCGUUUAAAAGACCGUAAGGGUUUUAGGAGGGCAAUAUGCGAUCAUAUGCGCUGAAUCGUGAAAGCGAGUCUUCCGGAAGUCAACCAGUUUACCGGAAACUGUUUCCGCAUGGUCGGCAUAGUUCUAAAAAUAACGUUUUUGAAAUUAAGAUAUCCAAAAGGCGUGACUGGGAGACUCCCUCUCUGUCACAAAUUAUGUGUGAUAUAACCAGUUCUACGUAGCUUUAAUUCUUUACUCCCUCGAAAUUAUAUUUCUUCACAUGUUCAUAUUUUUAGAAUUCUGUACUCUGUUCUACACUUAAUUAAGGAAUUCAGCGACAUCAAUUCUCGUAAAAAUUUCGAUAUUCUACACUCAAUCUAUACACUGGAUCAGCUCCACGACUCCCAACAACUACACAGUUCCUAGACUCUUGUGCAAACUUCAGUUCUCAGAUCACGUGACGUUUUCCCGCCACAAUGACGCAAUAAUUUUCUCACACUCUCUGUUCUAUUAUGGCUUGAGGAGGGCUAAUAAUAGGAGGGGCCCAUAUCUGAGGGGGCUUAAUUAUAACCGGACUAGAAAAGCACUUCAAACGAAACAAGCUAAGGCUGUGCUGAUCAAAAUACGUUUUGCAUUUGCCGGAUUUUUUAAAAUUAGGUGUCAAAACCUCAAAAACAAUUAAAUUCAUUUUAACGCAAGCCUAGCUAAAGGGAAGCUUAUAUCCGGGGGAAGACUAUUUUCGGGGGGCUUAUAUCCGGGGGAAGGCUGAUAUCCGGGUUCUAAGGAUUGAAUGUAUUAUUUUGUUUACAGGUAGAUGGGCCAAUAACUGGGGGAGGGGGGGCUUUAUAAGCAGCAGUUUAUGGUAUUUUGCGUGAGUAAUUGUGAUAUCUUCAGAGUAAAAAAAGAAGUACUAUUCUAAAGUUAUUUUUGGACUUUAAUAACUGGUCGAUUACUAAUGGAGGGUGACCGCUUAUACCGUCUUGUCAACUUGUAUUACUUGCGUUUGCCAUUACCCUGCGUAUUAUUCAUGUAAACAUCUGAUCCAUCCUUGUAAUUCUGCGCCCACAUACUGCUAAAAAGAUUACAUAAAUAUUAUAAUCAUCAUCAUCAUCAUCGUUAUCUUCAUCAACAUCAUCAUCACAGAAAAUCAAAUACCGGAACCACUAUUUAUACUCUUUAAUAUUUAUGUACCUGGCUGAUAUUACCUGAUAUUUAUCGAUGUAACGCUACUUGCUUUUGGCAUGUAGACCGUUUAUUCGUGAUAAAUGUGACUCAUCCUUGUAAUUCAUCUCUGAGGCUGCUACAAAGAUUACAAUAAACUGUCUUCAUCAUCAUCAUCACAAUCAUCAUCAUCAUCAUCAUCAUCAUUAUCAUCAUCACCAAGCUUUUCUAAAAUAGUGAACAAGACAUGAUAAGGACUUAUUGCUUCUAUUUUCUCUAGGGUUUUUGAUCGUGAUGGUAACGGCUACAUCUCUGUGGACGAAUUACGUUAUGUGGUAACGACUUUUGGAGAGAUUUUAACAAAAGAGGAGGCUGAGGAACUAAUCGCCAUGUUUGACAGAAACAGGGACGGUAAACUGGAAUAUGAAGAGUUUGUCUCGUGGGCCAAAGCUUCCAUGGCGGAUUAUUUGAAAUCAUUAUAAUUUGUUUACAUUCUUUUCUUCUCUCACCGCCCUGUAGUAACCGUCAGGGAGGACGAACUUCAUGUUCACCUUGUUGCUUGCUUUGCUUUUCUACUACCCAAGGCUGCUAAAGUAAAAUAUACCUACGCCUAGUUCCUAUAGGCGUUCUCGGUUUUGUCAAUCUUGGACUCCUUCGUGAGCUGUGACGUCAUCCACCCUUUCCCAGACUUCGAGCAGAGACGAAGAAGAGAUAAUACCUAGACACUAGCCUGAUGAAGAUAGUAAACAGUGUGAAAUGUUUGUUACCAGCAAAAGGCAUUGCUUGUAAAGAAGAUUCUUUCAUUCGCAACACUUUUUCCAGGUGUUCGCUAUUAUAGCAAUUUCUCUUUUUUUUCACUCUCACUUAGAGUGCACUCUAAGUCUGUGUGGUCAAUUAUGUUCGUACAAACCAAUCGUGAGGUAAAGAUGGCUGGAUACAUCGGCCAAAUUCUUUUGGGCGUAUUUAUGGACCGUGACAAAGUCGAGGACGAUAAAAA